This is a messenger RNA of Pyrus x bretschneideri (Chinese white pear), 2573 nucleotides long. RefSeq names its product transcription factor EGL1-like. Gene Ontology annotation, molecular function: protein dimerization activity. Bases 345 to 2291 code for a protein of 648 amino acids. The record is from RefSeq and is a predicted model, not a curated record. Lineage: Eukaryota; Viridiplantae; Streptophyta; Magnoliopsida; Rosales; Rosaceae. The transcript is spliced from 8 exons.
ACACACUUUCAUUCCAUUGCCAGUCCAGUCAUUGGCUUUACCACCACCACAAAAAGUCAUACUUCACAGUUUUCUUGUAGAGUAUAGAACCAAGAUAAACUCCAAACCUAAAUUUUGUAGCCUUCUGGUUUUCUGGCCUCCAAAGAACUCUGAAAUAUAUGCCAUACUUCACUGAAAUCCCCCCCCAAAACUCUGAUAUAAUUCAUGGGUUUUCUGCAGAAAUCACUAAUGGCAUUCAGCUAAAACCAAAUUCCAGAAUAAAAACCCAAGUUUUCUUUUCUCUUGGCUGAUGAGCUUGGUGGGUUUUUUUCCUUGUGUAAGUUGAAUUACAUUUGUAGGAAAAUAUGGCUCAGAACCAUGAGAGGGUGCCAGAGAAUCUGAGAAAACAGUUUGCUGUUGCUGUGAGGAGUAUUAAGUGGAGCUAUGCAAUUUUCUGGUCCUUGUCAACUACACAACAAGGGGUGCUGGAAUGGGGUGAAGGGUACUACAAUGGAGACAUCAAAACCCGAAAAACAGUUGAAGGCAUGGAAAUUAAAACCGAUAAAAUGGGUUUACAGAGGAAUGUGCAACUCAGAGAGCUGUAUAAGUCUCUUCUAGACGGUGAGACUGAGGCUGAGCAGCAAGCUAAGGCACCUUCUGCUGCAUUGUCCCCGGAAGAUCUCACAGAUGCCGAGUGGUAUUACUUGCUUUGCAUGUCCUUCGUAUUCAAUCCUGGCGAAGGUUUGCCAGGAAGAGCAUUGGCAACUGGGCAGACCAUUUGGUUGUGCAAUGCUCAACAUGCGGAUAGUAAAGUUUUCUCUCGCUCUUUGCUGGCGAAGAGUGCAUCUGUUCAGACUGUAGUCUGCUUUCCCUACCUGGGGGGUGUCGUUGAGCUAGGUGUGACUGAGCUGGUCAUGGAGGACCUUAAUCUCAUUCAACACAUCAAGGCUUCCUUACUAGAUUUUUCAAAGCCCGAUUGCUGUGAGAAAUCUUCCUCUGCCCCUCAUAAAGCAGACGAUGAUUCAGAGCAAAUAGUUGCCAAGGUUGACCAUGACGUAGUUGAUACAUUGGAUUUAGAGAACCUAUAUUCCCCUUCGGAAGAAAUCAAAUUUCAUCACAGGGGAAUUAACGAUUUACAUGGAAACCAUGAAGAGGUCAACAUGGACUCUCCUUAUGGAUGUUCUAAUGGUUGUGAUCACAAUCAUCAGACAGAAGACUCCAUGAUGCUUGAAGGUACCAAUGCGGCUUCUCAGGUUCAGAGUUGGCAUUUCAUGGAUGAAGACUUCAGCGUUCAAGAUUCCAUGAAUUCUAGUGACUGCAUAUCUGAAGCUUUUGUUAAUCAAGGAAAGGCUCACUCUUCUGCUAAAUGCGAGAAUGCGAACCAUGUCAAUGUAAAGGAACUUCAAAACUUCAAUGACACAAAGCUAAGUUCCUUGGAUCUCGGAUCUGUUGAUGAACAUGUACACUACAAAAGAACUCUUUCUGCUCUUCUGGCAAGCUCAACGAAGUUGAUUGAAAAUCCAUGUUUUUGUGAUGGAGAUUGCAAAUCCAGUUUUAUGAAAUGGAAGAAAGGAGUUGUUGGUGGUUGUAGGCCAACAGUACAUCAGAAGAUAUUAAAGAAGAUUCUGUUCACAGUUCCUUUAAUGUCUGGUGUUCGCUCUCCUAGGGCGACCGGAAAAGAAAAUACGGGAAAAAAUGUGCUUCCGAAUUUGCAAGGUGACGAUAUUCACAGGGAACAUGAUAAAAUGAGAGAGAGUGAAAAAUUGUUUGUCCUCAGGUCAAUGGUUCCUUCUAUCACUGAGGUUGAUAAAGCUUCGAUCCUUGAUGAUACGAUCAAGUACUUGAAAGAGCUUGGGGCACGAGCAGAAGAGAUGGAAUCCUCCAUGGACACCGUGGAAGCGAUUGCUAGAAUGAAAUUCCUGAACAGGGUAGAGAAGACAUCAAUCAACUAUGAUAAAACAAAGAUGGACAAUGUGAAAAGGUCUUUAUUAAACAAGAGAAAGGCCUGUGACAUCGACGAAACUGACCCGUAUCUCAAUAGGCUUGUUCCCGGAGAAAGCUUGCCACUAGAUGUGAAAGUGUGUGUAAAAGAGCAGGAGGUUGUGAUAGGGAUGAGAUGCCCCUACCGGGAAUAUAUCUUGCUUGAUAUAAUGGAUGCCAUUAACAAUCUGUACUUAGAUGCACACUCUGUCCAAUCAUCCACCCUUGACGGUGUUCUCACGUUGAACCUUAAAUCAAAGUUUCGAGGAGCGGCGAUCUCACCAGUGGGGAUGAUUAAGCAGGCGCUUUGGAAAAUUGCCGGCAAGUGUUGAGAAGCUGGAGAAAGCUAAUAAACUUGUAGUUGUAGGAUUUCUGUAGGCAGGGAGAGUAAUGUAGCUACUUGAUGAUAAAUCUGUAGCAGUAACUGGGGCAGUUUGAUCUGGUUUCUAACAUGCAUUCCUAUUUUUACUGUUUGACCUUGUAAUUGGAUACUAAGCUUCACUAGUAGUAACUUUGUUCAUGGAAUGUGAUGGACAAAUGGAACAUCCAAAUUCCAAUGUAACUUGUCUAGUAUCUGAUGUGAUUUUAAUGAAGUAAUAAGUUUUUCUCUGUUA